Molecule: messenger RNA, 3019 nt
Organism: Drosophila willistoni
Lineage: Eukaryota; Metazoa; Arthropoda; Insecta; Diptera; Drosophilidae
Gene: Pex6
Product: peroxisome assembly factor 2
Exons: 5
Coding region: 212-2899 (895 amino acids)
Biological process (GO): protein import into peroxisome matrix
Cellular component (GO): cytosol; peroxisomal membrane
Molecular function (GO): ATP binding; ATP hydrolysis activity
Source: RefSeq, a predicted model, not a curated record
AGAUUGAUUACAGAUUCACCAUAAGAAGAUCGGGCGAACAAGCAAUGAAGAGAAGAGUAAUUGUAAAAAAGUGUUUAUUUGUGUCACUGCAGCUGCCCUUGCUCCAAACUCCUUGAACUUUAACCCUUGUACAUUGUCACUGUCUUUUGUUUUUGUCUACUCUCCUCGCCACCACUCCCGCCAAAGCACUGUUUUGUGUUGUUGUAGAAACAUGAGCGAUAAUGAUAAUAACAAUAUUGCGAAAAAGGUGGCCGGCAAACGGUCAUCUAUCACAGCUAUUGGCAAUCAUGAUCCCAACGAACCGGCUUACACUUAUUCUGGACGGAUUCAAGAACUAGUCGAAGGAUAUAAUGUGCUCAUACAGUUGAUGAGACCCAAAUGGCCGUGGUAUUUCUUUCCAGGCUAUUUACAAUACUCAUUGUAUUGGCGUUAUCAGAAAUAUUACAAAGGCAAAUUUCUAUUAUCCCCACUGCCCAAUCGUCUGUACGAUCUCUUGAUCAAGGAUGAGCUUAUCAAAUCGGAACAUGUGAUAUUUGCCAGCCAGGAAGUGUAUGACACCUUUGCAGAAUCCCCGGAUGUUAAUUUUGUAAAUGUAAUUUUACGCGGACGAAGCAACAAAGAGGACAAAUCAUCUGGGAGUUCUUCACCUUCCUCGCUGAUUAAGCAAAUGCUUCAAGAGGCACCCCACACCAUCGUGGCUCAAAUAUUGCCAAUGAAGCAAUGUCAAGGAAAUUGCCUCUUUGUACAGGAGAAUUUCUAUGGCAACAUUUUGGAUCGUUUUCGCAUCCCCCCGAAUCGUAACUGUUGGGUUGAAUUGGAUAAUUUUAACGAUGAUCAGGCUAUACCAGGCAUAGCUACCAAGGCACAUGUCUAUCUUAUGACUAAUCCCCAUGAAAUGCCAGCGGAGAUUAGUGAAUUGAUAUUGGGCAACUAUUUCAAUACACCAAGACUUUUGCAUCGUGGUCACACCUAUCGCAUUGAGGUCAAUGCCCAACUGGUGGGCACUGCUGCCUAUGCUCAUUAUUAUCUAAUCUUUGCAUACUUGCCUCAAGUCCAUUUCCGUUGUGUUCAUCUGGAGACAAAGUCAAAUGAUUUUGAACUGCAGGCCAUAGUAGCCAAAAACUUUAGCAACUUGAUUCAAGUGCCAGCAACGCAUAAUUUCCUGCCGCGACAAGUUCUGGAUCCAUGUGCCAUUGUGGAGAGUUAUCCUUGUGGUCUGAGGAAGUCAUAUCAAUUGCUACGCUCCUCUAUAGAUGCUUUUUUACCAAAGAAAUCGGCUUGUCUGUCCUCGAAGCACAUCUUUCCCGUCUUCCUGCUGCAAGGUGAACGAGGCGCCGGCAAAACCAAGCUUAUCAAUGCCGCUGCCCAUGAGCUGGGCAUGCAUUUGUAUGGAGCGGAUUGUGCUGAAAUUGUUUCCCAAGUGCCGUCCCACACGGAGAUGAAACUAAAGGCAGUUUUUGCCAAAAGUCAAGUCAGUGAGCCGCUAAUCAUUUGUUUCCACAACUUUGAAAUAUUCGGCAUAGACAACGAGGGCAAUGAGGAUCUUCGCCUGCUGUCGGCCUUUCAUGUUCAAGUGCAAGAGCUAUUCAAUCGCGAUCGCAAACAUCCCGUUGUUGUCGUAGCUUUAACCAGUGACAAGCAUCUGAAGCCCAUGAUUCAAAGUCUUUUCCUGGAAAUAAUCAGCAUAGAGAUGCCCGGUCAGGAGGAACGUUACGAAAUGCUUCGCUGGAUGCAUAUAAGGGAAACUUUCAAUGAUGUUAUAUACAAUCAAAAGGCCAUCAGUCAAUUGCCCCUUUUCCGACUGGACAGACAACGCCAAUUUAUGACUAGAUUAUGUUCGAAUUGGGGCAAAACCUUGGAAGUUCUGCAAGAAGUGGCAAACAAAUCACAGGGCUUCCUCUUGGGGGAUCUUCAACUGCUCUACGACAAGGCUGUUCGCCUAAAGUCUAGUCAGAGUUUGGAUUGGCAGCAUUUUGCCAAGAAUCUAACCGAUAUGCAGAGUUCCUUUGCCGACAGUUUGGGAGCUCCAAAGGUGCCCCGAGUGUAUUGGUCAGAUAUUGGUGGUCUGGCCAAAUUGAAGGACGAAAUUCAGAGUAGCAUUGGAUUGCCUCUCAAACAUGUUCAUUUGAUGGGCAAAAAUCUACGCCGUUCGGGCAUCCUACUUUACGGUCCUCCAGGCACAGGCAAGACUCUGGUUGCCAAGGCAGUGGCCACCGAAUGCAACUUAAGUUUCCUUUCCGUGCAGGGACCCGAAUUGCUCAAUAUGUAUGUGGGUCAGAGUGAACAAAAUGUGCGAGAAGUUUUCUCUCGCGCCCGCUCGGCAGCUCCUUGUGUGCUCUUCCUCGAUGAACUGGACUCGUUGGCUCCCAAUCGAGGAGUUGCCGGUGAUUCAGGCGGGGUUAUGGAUCGUGUGGUUUCCCAAUUGUUGGCCGAAAUGGACGGGAUGGUUGGUUCGGAUGCCACGAAACCAAUUUUCAUAUUGGCUGCCACCAAUCGUCCGGACUUAAUUGAUCCCGCUCUCUUACGCCCCGGACGUUUCGACAAACUCUUCUAUGUUGGGCCCUGCACUACGUCCGAUGAUAAGGCGGCCGUUUUACGUGCUCAGACGCAACGUUUCGCCAUGGCCCCGAAUGUAGAUAUUGCAGAAAUUGCCCAGAACCUUAAGAGUGAGAUGUCUGGUGCGGAUUUGUAUUCAAUUUGCUCAAAUGCUUGGCUAUCGGCUGUCAGACGAACCAUAGACAAACAUUUAUCGGGAGAACUAAGCGAUAAGGAUCUAAGACCAGAUAAUGUUAUAGUGGAAUCACAGGACUUUUCCAAAUCUUUUCAGAAAUUUGUCCCAUCCAUAAGUAACAAGGAUUUAGAGUAUUUUAAUAAUCUAAAAGCCACCUACAGUGUGUAGAAGGCCAAGAGGAGAGCGAGUGAAAAUACAGGUACAUUAUUAUUAUUAUUUUUUGUUAUUUAUUUUGUAGACUUUUGCAGAUUGUUAAUAAUAAAAAAGCGUUAAAAGUUCUUUGAAAAA